Molecule: messenger RNA, 1186 nt
Organism: Coffea arabica (coffee)
Lineage: Eukaryota; Viridiplantae; Streptophyta; Magnoliopsida; Gentianales; Rubiaceae
Product: inorganic pyrophosphatase 2
Molecular function (GO): phosphatase activity
Source: RefSeq, a predicted model, not a curated record
CAUCAAACAAACACGCCAACUCUCUCUCUCUCCUUCUUAGCAUCCGUCCUUGAACAAACGCCCGCACUCAAAAGGUUCUGCAAAAACCACACCAUCUCCUUGAUUCCAUAACAAUGGCCACCGGAAUUGUGGUGGUUUUCGACUUCGACAAGACGAUUAUCGACUUGGAUAGUGAUAAUUGGGUUCUGGAUGAGUUAGGUUUUACUGACUUGUUCAACCAACUUCUUCCCACCAUGCCUUGGAAUUCUCUCAUGGACAAGAUGAUGGGGGAGCUUCAUGCCAACGGAAAAACCAUCCAGGACAUUGAAGAGGUUCUGAAAAGGGUUCCUAUACAUCCCAGAAUUGUACCGGCCAUCAAAUCAGCCCAUGCCUUAGGGUGUGACUUGAGGAUAGUGAGUGAUGCAAAUCUCUUCUUCAUCGAGACAAUUCUAAACCAUCUAGGAAUUAGGGGAUGCUUCUCAGAAAUCAACACGAACCCAGGCUACGUUGACGAGAAUGGGAGGCUGAGAAUCCACCCAUAUCAUGAUUUCCACUCAGCAUCUCAUGGCUGCGAUCGCUGCCCUCCUAACAUGUGCAAGGGUAUGGUCAUAGAAAGGAUUCAAGCAUCUAUAGCUAAAGAAGGGAAGAAAAGGCACAUCUAUCUUGGCGAUGGGAUUGGCGACUUCUGUCCAAGCUUAAAGUUGAAGGAAGGAGAUUACAUGAUGCCAAGGAAGAAUUUCCCAGUUUGGGAUUUGAUUUGCAAGAAUCGAAUGCUUCUAAAGGCAGAGAUACACGAGUGGAACGAUGGUGAAGACCUUGAACGUCUUCUUCUCCAACUGAUUCACUCCAUUUUCGCCGCAGAGGAAAGCCUGUCUCAGUUGUUGUCAACCGACUGCAAGUUCCAGACAAUUCCUAUGUCAGUUCACCAGGCCUUACCUCAAGCUCUAUCAGUUCCUCAGUAGUGGCCAAUGCUUUUUCCCGAUGGCCAAACUUAAGGGGGGACGCAGAUUAACUCCAAAUAAUCCAACUUUUUAGUUUUUUUUGCUGCUAGGUUUUCCAUGAUUUUCUAACUCUUAUCUGUUGAUCAAAGAGGGAUCCACGAGAAACACAGUGAAAAUCUGCACUUGUUUCCAAUGUGUGUGUAUGUACAGAUUUGAACUGGCCUACUCUCACUUGAGGCUCAGAUUCAAACCAUUUUAUGGCUCAA